This is a messenger RNA of Haemonchus placei, 339 nucleotides long. The record is from the annotation of a GenBank genome assembly. Lineage: Eukaryota; Metazoa; Nematoda; Chromadorea; Rhabditida; Trichostrongylidae.
AUGUUUGUCAGAGCUGGGGCUGAGCUACAUCUUUUCAAUCGUGAACGUCCGAUUCGGGUUGUCAAGUUUUCGUACGAGUCGAUGUUCAUAGCCAAGUGCGUGAUGACGAUGACAACCACCUACACCGCCGACUCCUCUGCUGUCGCAUGUUCUGAGGAAAAGUUCUUCUUCAAUUUCAAAAAUGGCAUGCAACGGGCUGUGCCUUCCAGUUCCGGGCAGCAGUCGAUGACGUCGUACCUGAUUUUUCUGGCCUGCAUUGUCAAAUCUCUAUGCACGCUUCCGAUGCAAGCAUUCGUGCAUUGCAAGUACAGAUCGUCAUCUCAGUCUUUCUCCUUUUAG